Patiria miniata (bat star) is the source of this 2834-nucleotide messenger RNA. RefSeq names its product set1/Ash2 histone methyltransferase complex subunit ASH2-like (gene ash2l). NCBI's taxonomy places the organism in Eukaryota, Metazoa, Echinodermata, Asteroidea, Valvatida, Asterinidae. Gene Ontology annotation, cellular component: Set1C/COMPASS complex. Bases 127 to 2025 code for a protein of 632 amino acids. The transcript is spliced from 14 exons. The record is from RefSeq and is a predicted model, not a curated record. Gene Ontology annotation, molecular function: transcription cis-regulatory region binding; protein binding.
UGUUACACCUCCGCCUGGUCCCCGCCUCUCCAUUCAACAUAACGAAUUGUGUAUUAAACUUUCGUAAGCCAUGCUACAUCAGUACUUGACCUCUGACCCCUAAGCGCGCGACUCGAAAACACGAAAAUGGCAGAUGUGGAUAGCAAAGAAAGUUCGGCAACAGAAGUGGAGGAGGAUGUUGCCAUGGAUACUGGUGUCGUCGAGAGCUUUGAUGUUGCCGAAUCACAGGAGGUAGAGAUGGAGGAAACUGUCAGCCCCUCUGACCAGGAAUCAAUGGAACCUCCCUGUGACGACGAUGGGGCAUCUACGGAUAACAUGGAUAACAAAGAAAAUGUUGCAGCAGAAGUCAGUUCCACUGAUGCAGGAGGGGGGAAGUUGAAAGAAGCCGCGAGCAUAAAAGGAGACUGUUAUUGUGGCAAAGAGAGAAGUCCCAACAACAUAGAGCUACAAUGCAGUGUCUGCCUCAAGUGGUUUCAUAAGGACUGCAUUACCUGCAAUGUGGGAAACUGCAUACCAUACAUGAUGACUUACUCCUUUUGCUGCAAGUAUUGCAAUCCAACCAAGUCUGAAGUGUACAGUCGAAGGAUGGCCAAUUUCAGCCAGUUGUGUCACAUGGCCCUCGCCAACUUGACGGCCCAGCAGCGACUGGAAAGCACAGACAAGAUCAUGUUCUCCAAGGAGAAAGACUUGAUUCCAUUCAUCAACCAGCACUGGGAGGCACUGACUCCAAUGCAGAGACGAACCACCACCACGUGGCAUGCUACCAUCGUCAAGGCUAUGACAAAAGACAGUGAUAUCUUCAUCUGUAAGGAGAAACUAGACACCAGCGGAGCCAGUGAAGAGGAUUAUCCUCUCUUUGGACUCAUUGAUCAGGAUUUGACCAAGAUCAGUCCAAACUAUGACCCCUCGAAGCAGAGUAGCACCAACAAGGGAGAGCUCAGCCAAAAACUCAGUUCAUCACUGUCCGCAUCACUGAAUGGAGGCAGUUUGUCCUCGUCGCUUGGCAAAAGCCGCGGAACAAAGAGGAAAGGGCUUGAGAACAGCCAGAAUAUCACAUCAGGAAAGAAAACCAGAAAUGACAUGAUAACGGCCCAGAAGUUACCCCCUCAUGGGUACCCCUUGGAGCACCCCUUCAAUAAAGAUGGCUACCGAUACAUCCUGACUGAGCAAGACCCUCACGCACCCAGCAGUGCCUUUGAAGAAGAUAUGUGGAUAGGCAAACCCAUUCCUGCCUUGCUGUACCGUAUGGCGCUGGGGAGGGAGGUGUAUCUGGCAUCACAUGAUAGAGCUCCUCAACUAAAGAUCUCAGAGAAUCGGUUGUCAGUGACUGGUGAGAAAGGUUACUCCAUGGUCCGAUGCACCCACGGUACAAACCGAGGGGCCUGGUACAUGGAGAUGAGUAUUGAUGAUAUGCCAGAGGGUACUGCCACCAGGAUCGGAUGGUCACAACCGCUAGGUAAUUUACAAGCACCUCUGGGCUACGACAAGUUCAGCUAUUCCUGGCGUAGUCGGAAAGGAACUCGCUUCCACCAGAGCAUUGGGAAACGCUACGGGGAAGGGUAUGGUCAAGGCGAUGUGCUAGGAUUGUACAUCAAACUGCCUAGCAGGGUACCGGCUGAUAAACUACUUCCGUUGACAUACAAAGAUCGGGCACUUAUCAAGUUCAAGAGUCAUUUGUACUUUGAGGAGAAGGAUCUUGUACAGGAGACAGAGAAUGAUCUGAAGCCGUGCUCUGGAUCAAAGAUUGCAUUCUUCAAGAAUGGUGUAAGCCAGGGCGUGGCAUUUGAGGACAUCUUUGAGGGCACUUACUACCCAUCCAUAUCAGUACACAAGGGAUGCACGGUUUCUGUCAACUUUGGUCCUCAAUUCAAGUACCCACCACAAGAUCUGGAGGACUUUCUUCCCAUCAGUGAGCUGGCUCACCGCGCUAUGGUGGAACAGUCCUUGGCCAAUCUGGUCUACCAUGUGGACCACGAACAGGACUUCAAAGACGCUAGCAAGGGGUUGUUACCCCAGUCGUGUUGAUGGAAACUGCCUUAAAGAUUGUUUAGCUGAGGAUGAUCGAGAAUCAACAACUGGCCACUAAAAGGAGCAACAAUGGUAGCAUGCCAGGAGUGACCAUGUUGGCCAGAGGGAAAACGAUGCCACUUAGCUGGUAGCCACAAUUUAUUUGCAGGCCAUUGCAUAACAUUGCAUACCAGGUUUGCGUACCACUGUUUUCAUCAUUAGAGGCCAAUUUUGAGGGGCCACAAUUAUCAGGUGGCCAGAAUUGACAGCCACAUUAAGAGCCUUUGUAGAAUGGUAACCGCAGUGGACAGAAAACUGUGAUAGCCCUACACUGCAGGCAGCCGGCAGCAAUGGUUAGGCAGCCAAGAUGAACAGAUGGCCUCAAAUGAAUGAGUAACCUUUAUUGAACAGAGGCCAGUGGAUAACACGCCACUUCAGCAGCCGAUAGUUGGCCUCAGUAGGCCAUUAGUUGCGAUAGAAACCUAGAGCAGAGCUAGGUAUCCACAAUGGAGAAAUAGUCGCAUUCCUGAACACAAAUAUGAAAGUGAAUGAGGUUUCUAGUACCUCAGUGUAAACCUCCGACAAAAUACCUCAAACAUUUAUUUCAUGACUGCUGAAAAUCUACCAAGAUGCCUUUUAAAAUUUUGUUCUUUUGUUUUGGUUGUGUUUUUAACUGUCCUUAUUAAAAUUAAUCCUUAGAGAAUAUUAAAGUUUGCAUAGCGUAGAGCAUCCAACGGAAAACAAGAAUUGAGAUUUGUAAAUCCAUCUUUUUAGGGCUCAUUUUGUACAUUUUACAUUAAAAAUCAUUGUCUUUUCCAGAAAAGAAA